Prunus armeniaca (apricot) is the source of this 885-nucleotide messenger RNA. Lineage: Eukaryota; Viridiplantae; Streptophyta; Magnoliopsida; Rosales; Rosaceae. The record is from the annotation of a GenBank genome assembly.
AUGACCGUGGAUGAAGCAGGUAGUAGCUCCUUGUGGAGUCGAGAGCAGGAUAAGGCAUUUGAGAAUGCUCUGGCAACUUAUCCUGAGGAUUCUUCAGAUCGGUGGGAAAAAAUUGCAGCUGAUGUACCAGGGAAAACCAUAGAGGAAAUAAAACAUCAUUAUGAACUCUUAGUUGAUGACAUAAACCAGAUCGAAGCUGGUUUUGUGCCACUGCCUUGCUACAAUUCUUCUUCAGAGGGUUCGACAAGCCAUGCCAGUGACGAAGGAACUAAUAAGAAAGGUGGACAUUCUGGAAACUACAGCAGCGAAUCUAAUCAUGGAACUAAGGCUUCAAGGGCUGAUCAGGAGCGCCGAAAGGGGAUUGCUUGGACAGAGGAUGAACACAGGCUAUUUCUUCUUGGUUUGGAGAAAUAUGGGAAAGGUGACUGGCGAAGCAUAUCUCGGAAUUUUGUGGUAACAAGAACUCCUACGCAAGUGGCAAGCCACGCACAGAAGUACUUCAUACGUUUGAAUUCAAUGAACAAGGACAGAAGGAGAUCAAGCAUUCAUGAUAUCACCAGUGUCAACAAUGGAGACAUUUCGUCACCUCAAGGGCCAAUAACAGGUCAAGCAAAUGGUUCUGCAGUAGGUUCUUCUGGCAAAUCAACCAAACAAUCUCCUGCUGGGCCUCCAGGGCCAGGGGUUGGCAUGUACGGUGCACCGACUAUAGGACAACCGAUUGGAGGACCCCUUGUAUCAGCUGUCGGCACACCUGUGAAUCUCCCUGCAGGGCCUCCACACAUGGCAUAUGGUCUGAGAGCCCCCGUACCUGGAGGAGUUGUUCCGGGGGCACCAAUGAACAUGGUUCCCAUGACAUAUCCAAUGCCUCACACUUCUCAUAGGUAA